ACUGGUGGGAACCAAAGUCAUUUAAUAGAUAAGGUUGCCACAUUGGGAUGCCAUAUUGAUACGUCACAAGGGGCUCUCAAAUGGCGCGAAAAUUGCCCGUUUUAAAUACUCGAGUAACGCACUAAAAACGGAAACUUUUAAUCAAGUGACCGCUUCUACUUCGCAAAUUUCAAUCCUGUGUAAAGAACAAUUUAAUAAACCUCAAGAAAAAUGUUUUGCUGCCAGUAGAACUUGAAAAUAACAAAUGCGACACUAUUAACUGAUUUUUUUUAUGCAAAAAAAUCUGAAAAUCUGCAUUUACUGAUUUACUUUUUCCUUUCUAGUAAUAAUCAAAACAUUUCAUUUUAGCUUAAACACAAAUAAAUUUAAUUUAAGGCAAAAUAGGGUUACACGAGUCGCAGUACUAACACCAAACGUCAGAAUUAGCGGUACAGAUCGUACAGAUUAAAGGCAUCAGCUGAUCGGUCACACCAACUCAAAAUUACAAGUUACUAAAAAUUCCCAAGUAAUACCAACCUCAUUUUGACGUCACAUGGGGCUGACACCUCUCCUCCCCCGUAAGCGAUUUUGCCCACAUACUCGUUUAUGUGGUAACCUGUUCUCUAUUAACUAACCUUGGGUGGGAACAACACUUUUAAAUCAGUAUUUAGUGCUUUUAUUACGCCAGGACUUGGCAACACUGCGUGACAUUUAUGAAUAAUUAAGGAGUGAGGUUAGAAAGGGAUGUUUUCGUUUGUGAUGUAUUGUGUGCGUCCGUUAUUGACUAUUAAACUAUAAACUAAAUUAAACACUGUUAAAUUUACGAUUUAAAAAACCGUUAUGGCUUCAUAUUGAAGUUACGACAAAAUUCAGCAUCCCAGGAUCUAACCUAAAUUUCAAAAAUGGCUCAAAGUUCUGCUCUGGCUUCCCUAACAGCCACCUACACUGAUUCCGAAGGAGAAGAGGAAAUAAAAAAUGAAAACUUGGAUAGUCAAGGAGUUUCAGUAACAACUCCUUCAGGAUCUCCAUCUGACAACAAAUCAACAAACUCAUCCCGACCUGGAAGCCCCGCCGCAAUACGAGUCACCACAAAAGUUGCCAAGUUAGUGUCCUACCAUGAUGACACCAUUGCCUCAGAUGAAGAAGGAGAGCCAGAUGAAGCUGUUCCCCCUCAUGAAGUUAUUAUGCUGACGGAGAACGAAGACAUAAAAGAAGAAGAAGCAGAUUUACUUGACAAGGAUGGCGUCCAGAUUCCUCCAGAACCACCAGGACAUUGUUCAAUAGACUUGCAAGAUAAAAUCGGGAAAUUGUAUGAAAAAAUGCAAAACCAACAAUUAGAUAUGAAUGCGCUGAUACAGAAGAGGAAAGACUUUAGGAACCCAAGCAUUUAUGAAAAAUUAAUUCAGUUCUGUGCCAUUAAUGAACUAGGUACCAACUAUCCACCCACUAUUUAUGAUCCUCUGAAAUGGGAUAAAGAGUCGUACUAUGAAGAGUUGGCCAAAGUGCAGAAAGUAGAAAUGGAUAAAAGAGAAAAAGAACGAAAGUCGAAAGUUGAAGUGGUCUCUGGGACAAAAAAGCAAGAGGAUGAUAACAAGAAAAGGAAAAGUAAAUGGGAUCAACCAGGAGGGAACGCUUUAGGAUCUCAGAGCAUCAAACCCGCAGGACUCGUCCAACCAUCAUUAACAAGUAGUGCCACAGGUACGAAAGGGACUGUUAUAUCAGCGUUUGGUUCCUUACCAAAGAAACCUAGACCAUAAUUUAUUACUUAAUUAGAAGAUGUAAAUAUUUUUUCGUUUUUGUAAAUAUAACAUUAUAAAAUGGUGGUUUGUUAAA
This is a messenger RNA of Zophobas morio, 1812 nucleotides long. RefSeq names its product SAP30-binding protein. Gene Ontology annotation, cellular component: nucleus. The transcript has 2 exons. Gene Ontology annotation, biological process: regulation of DNA-templated transcription. The record is from RefSeq and is a predicted model, not a curated record. Lineage: Eukaryota; Metazoa; Arthropoda; Insecta; Coleoptera; Tenebrionidae. Bases 882 to 1736 code for a protein of 284 amino acids.